Molecule: messenger RNA, 3353 nt
Organism: Malaya genurostris
Lineage: Eukaryota; Metazoa; Arthropoda; Insecta; Diptera; Culicidae
Product: diacylglycerol kinase epsilon-like
Exons: 4
Coding region: 877-2487 (536 amino acids)
Molecular function (GO): ATP-dependent diacylglycerol kinase activity
Source: RefSeq, a predicted model, not a curated record
UAUAUACAAAGUUAUUCUUUUUUCUUUUGAAUGCGCAAAAUAGUGAUUCAAACCCGUUUUCUUUUGAACGGUUUGGAGUCAAAAUUGAAUUAUUUUGAUAUCCCUAUGUUGGGCUUUUCGCUAAGCAUAAUUGAAACCACAAAACAUCGAUGAUUGACGUUGAUUCAUGUUUUCAAAACCGGAUCUAGAAACGGCAAUGGAAAACGACGUAUUAUUGCAUUCUUUAUUUCGAUAAGAAUUUUCCGAGAAUGAAAACGCACUGAACUGCAAGAAGUUUUUUUUUCACUCAAAUGUUUAAAAACUCAACGCUUACUCUAAUAUUUGAAUAAAUGCGAGAGAACUCAUGACAAUGAGUUUAUUUUACUCAAAUUCAUACUCAAAUUUUGACAUAUUGUUCCAGUUUAUGAAUUUGAGUAAUCGCAACUCAAACCUUGAGUUAUGUUCAAAGAGCGUGUACUGGGUCGUAGUGAAAUGUUUUCAAUAGUUUGGUUCAGUGUGAAGAACCACGUUCAUAAAUUUUUCGAUUUGCACCCCUGAUUUCUACAAACAAAGCAAACAAUAAUAUUAUGAAGUUUCUACGCAUCAGCUGUCUGUGGAUAUUGAUUGCUCAUUUAUCUUGUUUAUAAUUUGAUUGAGAAAAAGUUCGAAAUAUUCAACUAUGUUAUCAAAUAUUAAUAGUUUUGUGAAUUUAAACCAAAGAUUUUCUAAGCAUUUUGCAUUUACGAACAAAUCAUUCAAGUGUUUCGAAAUAACCAUUAACUAGAAAUUAAAAACGUAGUUUGUAAAAUAGAAAGCAAAACUCCCUAUGCACCGGAAUUAAUCAGCGUAUUUGUGUAGGCAAAACUUGCGAAGGACAGUGUCAAACGCGAAACGAAUAUGAUGGAAUAUACAUUUAAUUUGUUCCUAACAGUGUUUGCUAUACUGGGAGGAGUCUGGCUGGCUGGUCGUUUUGUUCUGAAAGAAGAUGUUGUUUACAUUCCGGAUGGAAAACGGCGGCAUGCAUGGAAGUCGGUGAAGUUGCUAAAUCGUUCCUGUUUUUGUUCGAUUUGCGAAAUAUUGAUGUCAUCGAAUGGUUUGUUUUGCGAAAACUGCGGCGUAUGUUCUGACAACGGUUGUGUUCGCAAGGCUGAUGUUGAGUUUCGCUGCAAGGAGCUUCGGAUUCGAACCCGAGCGGAUGAUGGACGAGAAAGUCGACACUUGUGGGUGAAAGGAAAUGUUCCGCUUGGAUCAGAGUGUUGUGUUUGUUCGGAGGAUAUAGAUCAAAUCAGUGAACCGGGUCUAUACGGGCAGCGCUGUGCCUGGUGUCAGCGUGCCUCGCACGAUAAAUGUUUCAGCGAGAUAUCCGGUACGUUAUGCGAUUUUGGAGAGUUCAAAAGCAUGAUUUUCCCACCAAAGUGUGUUUUGGCCUCACGUAGUAAAGGGGCUCUAAAGGUUCAUCUGACUGGUAUAGUCCCGCCAGAGUGGAAGGAUCAAUGGAAACCGUUGAUUGUGAUCGCAAAUUCGAAAUCUGGCAGCAGUGGAGCAUCGGAAAUAGUUGCUAAUUUGAGAGGAAUUCUGCACCCACUGCAGGUGUUGGAAUUAUCUCAUGGACCACAGGAAGCUCUGCAGUGGGCGAUUUUUGCUGCCCCAGCUACCUGUAGAAUUUUGGUAGCAGGUGGCGACGGUACCGUCGAUUGGGUACUCAACACAAUUCUGCAGAUGCGUGUUGAACCUCAACCGGAGGUGGCGAUUCUGCCGUUGGGAACCGGUAAUGAUCUUUCGCGUGUUCUUGGCUGGGGUGCGGAAGGCCCGGACGUGUUCAAUCCUGUUGACUAUUUGCGUAAGAUUCAGAAGGCGCAACCGAUCAAAUUGGAUCGUUGGUUGAUGGAAAUUGCCGUUCAUCACCAUGGCCGAUUUCACGUUCCCCGAUUCCAUUUUAGACGAAGUGUGUUCGUGUACAACUAUUUCAGCAUAGGAGUUGAUGCUUUGGUGACAUUGAAUUUCCAUAAGGCUCGCGAGAGUUCACUUUAUCUUUAUAGUAGCAGAUUUAUCAAUAAGGCUUUGUAUCUUUGCUUUGGAACCCAUCAGGUUGUUCAACAGGAUUGCGUCGAUUUGGAGAAAAAAGUUGAACUUUUCCUAGACGAUGUAAAAAUUGAUUUGCCGGAAUUGCAAUCCAUUGUCGUACUUAACAUUGACUCUUGGGGUGCUGGUGUCAAACUUUGGGAAAUGAGUCGUGACUCACCUCAUCACGGAGGAACUAUACGGGAAACACAUAGCAUUUCGGAUGGCAUUUUGGAAGUUUUCGGUGUUGUGUCGUCGUUUCACAUUGCCCAGCUUCAGGUUGGACUGAGUAAACCCGUACGAUUAGGUCAAGCCCGCAGUGUGAAACUUCGUACCUACAGCACACUACCAGUACAAGCAGACGGCGAACCAUGGAUGCAAUCGCCCUGUGAUAUUAACAUUAAUCAUUGCGGUCAGGCAACAAUGCUCCGCAAUACAUCCCAGUGAGUAUGUGUUACCAGUUACCAAGGAACGCUCUCUUUUUAUGCUAGUCGAAUAAUACUGGGUCGAUUUGUUGACAUUGGAAUCUCGAUUGGAAUAAGGUAAGUAUCCGAGAAAACCUGUUCUUUAGUUUUGUUUUUUUUUUUUAAUUAGAGAAUGUUUGAAAUGAACAUUCCUUCCAUUCGGAAUAUAUUUUUGAAUAUAACGUACUUUCAACGACGCGAUUUUUUGGUUUCUAGUUUGUUCUCGGUAUCGAUAAACGACUUUGAUUUUUAUAUAAUGGACAUAAUUCGUAUUCCUAUGGGCUUGUGAAUUGCCAACGAUCUUAAUUACGAUAUAUAUAGUCAUUUAAAAGAGUACCUAGAUAAAUCUGAUUUACUUUAAUCCUAAAAUCAAACUUAUGUGUGAAUGUAUAUAGAUGUAGCAUUUAAUCAAUCCAGUAAGUAUGUUCUGAAUUUCAUCUGCCAUGUGGGAAUUGAAAUUGAAUGGAACUUGGAAUAGAUUAAAUUACUAGAAACAGAAUCAAAAUCAGGGGUUUCUCGUACUAUUUUCGUAGGCAUGGUUUAUAUAAGGAAAUAUGAUUCAAAUUUUGAACAUAAAUAACAUGACUCAGUGUCGUUUUUCGAGAUACAUUCGCACGGAUUAUAGUCACCCAACACUUGAAGUCUUCGUGUCUUCCAACUAAUCGAUUUUUGGGUGAUCAUUAAUUCAUGAUUCUGUAUUGUGUAAUAUUUUGCUUUUGAAUGAAAAUGCAUUUCUAAAUUGAUAUAAGAAGUAGUGUUUUUUUGCGUAAUGAUAACUAAAGCAGUUUUGGCUUUUUUGUUUGCUAUAAUAUUAAAUAUAUACAAAUGGGUGUCGAAUGCAUUAAUAAA